GACCCUGGGAUUGGGAGAAAUGGGGAUAAAUGGGUGACUGGACUCAGGACCUCUGGGUGGUAGAGAUGCGCGGGAGUCCUAGGGAUGUCAGGCAGCAGGAAUCUCGGGGCUCUUGCUGGGAUAAGACACUCUCCUGCCCAGGGAGAGGUCAGAGGGGAUCAGAAGGGCUGGGGGAACCCUAAGGAGGUCUGUGGCCCAGGGGGCCAGCUGCUUGGCUCAAGGAUCGCUGUGGGGCUUUCGGGGUGACAGUCCCGGCUGUGUCCUCCCCCAGAGUGGCCCUGUCCAGAUCAUGGACCCUGAGGUGUCUUUGCUGCUGCGGUGCCCCCCAGGUGGGCUGCCAGAGGAGCAGGUACGGGCUGAGCUGAGCCCAGACCAUGACCGUCGCCCACUGCCAGGAGGGGACGAGGCCAUCGCUGCCAUCUGGGAGAGCCGGCUACAGGCUCAGCCCUGGCUCUUUGACGCCCCCAAAUUCCGUCUGCACUCUGCCAUCUUGGCCCCCACUGGCUCACAGGGACCACAACUGCUCCUGCGCCUGGGCCUGACUUCCUACCGAGACUUCCUGGGCACUAACUGGGCUGGUUCAGCGGGGCAGCUGCAACAACAGGGCGCCACUGACUGUGGUGACAAGCAAGCCUACCUGGCAGACCCGCUGGGGGUUGGCGCCAUGCUGAUCACAGCAGAUGACUUCUUUGUCUUCCUGCGUCGCUCUCGGCAGGUGGCAGAGGCACCUGGGCUGGUGGAUGUGCCUGGGGGGCACCCUGAGCCUCAGGCCGUGUGCCCCGGUGACAGUCCCCUGCACAAGAACCUCCCUGGGGAGCUGGUGGUGCAUGAGCUCUUCUCCAGUGUCCUCCAGGAGAUCUGUGAUGAGGUGAACGUGCCACUGUCCACUCUGAGCCAGCCACUGCUGUUGGGCAUUGCCCGCAAUGAGACCAGUGCCGGCCGCGCCAGUGCUGAGUUCUAUGUCCAGUGCAGCCUGACUUCUGAGCAGGUGAAGAAGUACUACAUGGGUGGGGGAGCUGAGGCCCACGAGUCUACGGGAAUCAUCUUUGUGGAGACACAGAGGGUACAGAGGUUGCAGGAGACCGAAAUGUGGACUGAGCUCUGCCCGUCGGCUAAAGGUGCUAUCUUCCUCUACAACCAAGUCCGGGGAAGUCCCACCUGAGUCGCCCGAGGGUCCCCAACCCUAGCACGACUUGGAAGACAAUAAAGGGCUUUAUUCUUGGA
Messenger RNA from Neogale vison (American mink), 1224 nucleotides. RefSeq names its product nudix hydrolase 22 (gene NUDT22). The transcript has 5 exons. Gene Ontology annotation, molecular function: GDP-mannose hydrolase activity. NCBI's taxonomy places the organism in Eukaryota, Metazoa, Chordata, Mammalia, Carnivora, Mustelidae. The record is from RefSeq and is a predicted model, not a curated record. The coding region runs from base 290 to 1162 and encodes 290 amino acids.